Molecule: messenger RNA, 846 nt
Organism: Miscanthus lutarioriparius
Lineage: Eukaryota; Viridiplantae; Streptophyta; Magnoliopsida; Poales; Poaceae
Source: the annotation of a GenBank genome assembly
AUGGCGUCGUCCAAGCCUUCGUUCCCCUUCCCCGUCCCGGCCCCCGACCCGUCCGACGAGGUCGUGCGCGAGUUCGGCCCGCUGCUCCGGAUCUACAAGAGCGGCCGCAUCGAGCGGCCCCUGGUGGCCCCGCCCGUGGAUCCCGGCCACGACGCCGCCACGGGCGUCCACGCCAAGGCCAAGCUGCCCGUCGUCGUGUACGUCCACGGCGGCGGCUUCGUGGCCGAGUCCGCCGCGUCGCCCAGCUACCACCUCUUCCUCAACAGGCUGGCCGCCGCCGUCCCCGCGCUCGUCGUGUUCGUCGACUACCGCCUGGCGCCCGAGCACCCGCUCCCCGCGGGGUACGACGACUGCCUCGCCACGCUCAAGUGGGCGCUCUCUGCCGCCGACCCCUGGGUCGCCGCCCACGGGGACCUCGCCCGCGUCUUCGUCGCCGGGGACAGCGCCGGCGGCAACAUCUGCCACCACCUCACCAUCCACCCGGACAUCGUCGUCGGCGUCCAGCAGGAGUCCCGCCCGCCGCCGCCGCCGCCGCCGCUCAUCCACGAGGCCGUGGGCGAGGAGCCCGCGGACCCCACCGUGCGCUCCAUGGGCGUGGGGCUCUGGUUCCUCGCGUGCCCCGAGACCAGCGGUAUGGACGACCCGCGGAUGAACCCCAUGGCGCUCGCAGCGCCGAGGCUCCACACGCUGGCGUGCGACCGCGUCAUGAUGGGAAUGGACGGCCAGAUUUCCAGAACCGUAGAGAGAAGUUCUCUGCCAACUGCAGAGGAUCUCAUUCCCCAGAUGAAGCUUGGCAAACGAUGCCAGCAGGUCUUCUUUGAGACGAAGACCGCGCCAGAGAUCUGA